AUGUCAUCGCCGUUCGAUCGCCCCGACCGCGGGUCCUCGCGACGCGGCGUCUGGUCGCAUUGGGUGCCGCUCGCCGUAACUGUCACAGUCGCAACCGUUGGCCUGGCCGCUUGGGUCUGGAGCCAGCGCAAGGACGACGAGGGUGGCGCCGUCGACCACGAUGCCGAGCCCGACCUCGACUACGAGAAUGCAGACUACGGCGACAACCCUCCCUAUGGCGCAACGAGCCGCGACCGGACCGCCGACGCACGGCCGCCGCGACGCGACGACGAGAGCAUCGGCGUAGGCCCUGGCCCCGGCCCCGGCCCUGCGCCGAGCGACGUCUCCGCUGCUGGAUGGGGCGCGCGCAUGUCCGGCGCUCUCCGGCGUACCCCGAGUCCGCAGCAGUUCCUCGACUCGACCGGCAAGACGGUCGCCGCCGGCGUUGCUGCGGCCGGCGCGGCCAUGGGCAAGGCCUUGGCCUCGAUCCGCGAGGAAGACAAACACUAUGGCGAGAACCCGUGGUCCGAGGAAGCCGACGCGAAGAAGGAUCGCGCCGCGCCCGCAUCGGACAAGAGACGCAGGACUGUCGCAAUUGUGGUGUCGGCAGACGCGCAAGUGUCGGCCGCCGACGACCACGAAAUUGCCUCCAUCCUGUCUCACAUUCCGCGCCACAACGACUUCUCCCGGAUCAAGCUCUACAUCCUCAUCUACGCCCCUGACCUGAAGGACACUGCGCUGGAGACUGCUACCAGUAACCUACCGCCGCCUUCGCUGAGCUCGUCAUUUUCUAACAUUGGCCACGAUCAAGCGCAAACACCGGGCGAGGAGGCCAAGAGCCCUCUUGCGGCUGCGACGAACAAUGCGGCCUUCAACGCCGUGUAUUCACAAGCGCUGACGCUCGUGGACAAGGAGCCGAUGAUUCUGCCAUUCACGACGCCGAAUGGCCACGUCCACAUCUUGCGCCAUAUCCAGCCCGAGGUCGUCUACCUCCAGGAGUCGCUGGCGGGCGACAACGGCAGCAUCAUCACCAACCUUCAGACGUGGCUGCGCCACGACGUGAUCCUGGUUGUCGGCGCCGAGAGCGGGUCUGGUGGCCUGGCGGACAGUGAGUCAGAGGCAGAAAAGAGCGGCAAAGAGGAGAAGUGGUGGCAGCGCCCCGAGAGGGUUGGCCGCGGCCGCGGCGUCGUGGUCGUAGACGGCAUGCGGGUGCAUGACGACUGGACUCGUCGUGUCCAGGGCCGGGAAUGA
Molecule: messenger RNA, 1230 nt
Organism: Purpureocillium lilacinum
Lineage: Eukaryota; Fungi; Ascomycota; Sordariomycetes; Hypocreales; Ophiocordycipitaceae
Source: RefSeq, a predicted model, not a curated record